Messenger RNA from Solea senegalensis (Senegalese sole), 4123 nucleotides. RefSeq names its product telomerase reverse transcriptase (gene tert). Gene Ontology annotation, cellular component: telomerase catalytic core complex. NCBI's taxonomy places the organism in Eukaryota, Metazoa, Chordata, Actinopteri, Pleuronectiformes, Soleidae. Gene Ontology annotation, biological process: telomere maintenance via telomerase. The record is from RefSeq and is a predicted model, not a curated record. Gene Ontology annotation, molecular function: telomerase RNA binding; telomeric repeat DNA binding. The transcript has 16 exons. The coding region runs from base 98 to 3448 and encodes 1116 amino acids.
UGAAGUGAAGCUCGCCGUCAACAUGUCCUCCUUCUCCUUCACGGUGUGAACGUUUCUCAGUCUGACAUGUUUAUGAGUGCUUAAUAAAACCGUUAGAAUGUCGACGGCGGACAUGUCCGCCGUGCUGGGCAUUCUCCGCUCACUGUACCGACACAUACAGACGCUGGAGGAGUUCGCGGACAGCGUCGUGUUCAGAGAGGGACAGCGGGCUGUACUGCUCCAACAGUCGGACACAAACCGCUUCAAAUCGUUUGUACGAGCUGUUUUCGUCUGCUUCGACAGGGAACUACAGCAAAUACCGAGCUGCAGUCAGAUCUGCACUCUACCUGAGCUUCUGGCCUUUGUUCUUAACAAUCUCAAAAGGAAACGAAAAAGAAACGUCUUGGCACAUGGCUACAAUUUUAUGUCCUUGGCUCAGGAAGAGCGGGAUGCAGACCACUUCAAGUUCCAAGGAGAUAUAACUCAAAGUGCUGCUUACAUCCAUGGCAGCGAUUUGUGGAAGAAAGUCACAGCACGCCUUGGCACAGACAUCACACGGUACCUGUUGGAGAGCUGCUCUGUGUUUGUGGCAGUCCCUCCAUCAUGUGUUUUUCAGGUUAGCGGUGUUCCCGUGUAUGACAGGGUGUCCGUGGCUAAUGCCUCCACCGGGUUUUAUCUCCAUCCUCGCAGUAGGGCACAUGACAGUACUCGAUUUGGAAGGUAUCAACGGUCAAUGACCUUGAGAACAAUGCACGUAGUUCAGAAUCCUAAAGUCAGUAAGAGGAGGAAUAGAAUGAGUGAACAUUUGAAAAGAAGAAAAAGAAAGAGAGAAACUGAUCAAAAUGUAGAGGAGAAGGGUCAGUCUUGUAAAGGAAAGAGAAGACGGGUCGGACGGCAAGAACCCACACAGGACAUCAAACAGGUUUGCUCUGAGACAGUGGAGGGAGGGCCCUCUAUGGCAGUGGAACAAACACAGACUGUGAAGCCUGCGGAGCAAACACAGUCUGUGAAGCCUGUGGAAAAUGGUACUGGUUCCAAACAGGUUGCUGCAAUGCAAACAACAACACUUCCCUCGGAGGGAGGCCCCAGUUGGAGAUCAGGUAUUUUCCCCCCUAUACCUCCUUCACAGUGUUUCAUUCGCACUUUGGGAUUCAUGUACAGUGGAAGGGGAAUGCGUUGCUUCCUACUCAACAGGAAAAAGAAGAGUGUUGUUGGACCCAAGAGGCUACAAGGGCAAGAUUUAGUAAGAAUUGUCUUCUUUGAGGGAAUGGCUUAUCUAAAUGGGCGCGAAAGGAAGCCAAAGAAACUCCCAAGACGCUUUUUCAAAAUGGUCCCCCUCUUCCGUCAGCUGUUAUGUCAACACAGGAGAUGUCCUUACAGCAGAAUACUGCAGAGCAUGUGUCCACUGGUGGAGGGGAGCGAUCCAGGACAGGGAGAGUUGAUCUCCCUCUUGCAUCAACACUGUGCACCUCACCGUGUCUACCUUUUUGUCAGGGAAUGCCUCUCUGCUGUGAUUCCACAUGAGCUGUGGGGCUCCGACCACAACCGUGUGAUUUUCUUUGCGAGGGUCAGGGUCUUCCUGUGCAGUGGCAAGUCCGAGAAGCUCUCGCUGGCUGAACUGCUGUGGAAGAUGAAGGUGAAUGACUGUGACUGGUUGAAGAUCAGUAAGACAGGCAGGUUCCCACCCAGUGAGCUCUCAUACCGGACCCAGAUCCUGGGUCAGUUCCUGGCUUGGCUAGUGGAUGGCUACAUUGUAAGCCUUGUCCGAGCCUGCUUCUAUGUCACUGAGUGUGUGGGUCAGAAGAAUGCCCUGAGGUUCUACAGACAUGAAAUUUGGGCUAAACUGCAGGAUUUGGCCUUCAGAGGUCACCUUUCCAAGGGUCAGAUGGAGGAGUUGACUCCCACACAAGUGGCAUCCCUUCCCAAAACCACUGUCAUCUCCCGCCUGCGCUUCAUUCCCAAGUCUGAUGGCAUGAGACCUAUCACAAGAGUCAUAGGAGCAGAUCCCAAAACAAGGCUUUACCAAGGGCGUGUUCGGGACUUGCUGGAUAUGCUGCGGGCCUGUGUGCGUUCCACUCCUUCUCUCCUGGGCUCCACUGUGUGGGGCAUGACAGAUAUCCACAAUGUCUUGCGCUCUUUGGCUCCAGCCCAAAAGGACAAGCCAAGCCCUCUCUACUUUGUUAAGGUGGAUGUAAGUGGAGCCUAUGAGAGUCUGCCUCAUGACAAACUCAUUGAAGUGGUUGGUCAGGCCCUGUCACCCGUCCAGGAAGAACUCUUUACCAUCCGCCGCUUUGCCAAGAUCUGGUCUGAUUCCCAUGAAGGCCUGAAAAGGGCCUUUGUUAGACAGGCAGAUUUCCUGGAGGACAACAUGGGAUCCACCAACAUGAAGGGGUUUGUGAUGUCACUGCAGAAAAAAGGCAAAGUUCACCAUGCCAUACUGGUAGAGCAGCAUUUCUGUUCAGACCUUCACGGGAAAGAUGCUUCACAGUUUUUCACUCAGAUACUAACUGGCAGUAUUGUUCAGUUUGGAAAAAAAAUGUACCGUCAGUGCAGAGGAAUUCCCCAGGGAUCAGUCGUGUCCAGUCUGCUCUGCUGUCUCUGUUAUGGUCACAUGGAGAAUGUGCUGUUCAAAGAUAUCAUUCAAAACAAAAGGUGUCUGAUGAGACUGGUGGAUGACUUCCUUCUGAUCACCCCAGACCUACAAGAAGCACAAAACUUCCUUGAGGUCUUACUGGCUGGGGUACCACAGUAUGGCUUGGUGGUAAACCCACAGAAGGUAGUGCUCAACUUCCAAAUGUCGGGAAAUGUGAGUUCCUGUCCAAACAUUCACGUUCUGCCCCUCCACUGCCUUUUCCCCUGGUGUGGACUACUCCUUGACACACACACGCUGGAUGUCUACAAAGACUAUUCCAGCUAUGCAGGUCUGUCUCUGCGCUACAGCCUCACUUUGGGCUCUUUCCACUCAGCUGGACAGCAAAUGAAAAGGAAAAUGAUGGCCGUCCUCAGACUCAAAUGCCACACCCUCUUCUUGGACUUAAAGACCAAUUGCAUUGAGGCAGUCUACAAGAACAUCUACAAGCUGGUGUUGCUCCAAGCACGCAGGUUCCAUGUCUGUGCCCAGAGUUUGCCCUUUGCUCAGACAGUUGCUAAGAACCCUGACUACUUCCUGCAGAUGAUAUGGGACAUGGCAGAGUACGCCAAUCAUCUUAUCAGACUCUGCAACAAAGGAUUGAUUUUAGGCAGCAAAGCUCAGACGGGCAUUGUGCAAUAUGAAGCAGUGGAGCUUAUUUUCUGUCUUUCCUUCUUGCUUGUGCUGGCGCCGCACCGUCCCCUGUAUAAGGAUCUGCUCCCACAUUUGCACAAACGGAAGCGCAGUCUGGAGCGGCGUCUGGGGGAUCUGAGGUUGGCCAGAGUCCGACAGGCCACUAACCCAAAGACUCCGGUGGAUUUCUUGGCCAUCCAGAUGUAGACUACCAGCAUGCCACAUUUAUAGCACCCAGCAACCUUGAAACCCUCGGCAAAGGUAUGAUGCCCAGCUUCACUGACAUGUUCAAUCUAGGUUUUAUCUUAAAAUCUCCAAAUUCAAGAUAUUCAAACUCAAAAUCAAAAUAUAGUUGUUGUUUUUUUCUCUUUAGGUUUCAUUGUCUCAUACUCGAAUGAGCAGUGUGUUGAAAUCAGUCGAUGGGAUUUUCCAAUCUGUUAGUUUACCAAAACAAUUUUCAUGUCCAUCACAGAGUCUGUAAAAAGAGAGAAAAUAGCCUCUCGGUCUACUUACAUCAUAAAUAAGGCACUCCAGUACUGAAGCCAACACAGUCCAUAAAACAAUAAUCUAUAACAGUAAAGAUGAAUAAGUUUAUAUCCCCAAUUUACAGAACUGAACCAGGUCACAGCCCUGAGCUGUUACUCUGUCUGGACUUUGAUUUACACUUCCUGAUAGUUUUCCAUUAAGGACCCAUGAUAUCAAUCUGCUCACAGAAAUACUGUCAAUAAUUACAGUGAGUGAGUUAAAUGUUGUACACAGUGAUGACGUUCAAUACAUUACUGAUUUGUGAAGUUAAUAUUAAUAUGUUUGAACUUGAAAGCAAAGAAAAGCGUGUGUCUCAGUGUGGUGUUACACUGUCCAAUAAAUCCAUCUUUGAGGAAA